Messenger RNA from Elgaria multicarinata webbii, 333 nucleotides. RefSeq names its product zinc finger protein 621-like. The coding region runs from base 1 to 333 and encodes 110 amino acids. The transcript has 4 exons. NCBI's taxonomy places the organism in Eukaryota, Metazoa, Chordata, Lepidosauria, Squamata, Anguidae. Gene Ontology annotation, biological process: regulation of DNA-templated transcription. The record is from RefSeq and is a predicted model, not a curated record.
AUGAAGUCCAAGUCUCGACCAAGAUUACUUCCUCCUCUUGGGACAAGGCAAGAGACUGCAGUAGAUCCAAGCCAGAGUCUGGUGACCUUUGAAGAUGUGGCUGUGUACUUCACGGAGGACCAGGGGGCUCUGCUAGAUCCAGGUCAGAGGGCUUUGUACGGGAACGUCAUGAUGGAGAAUUAUGGGAAUGUGGCCUCCUUGGGAUUUCCAGUCACCAAGCCUGAGCUCAUCUCACGGCUGGAACAAGGGGAAGAGCCGUGGGUGCCACAUGGAAUGGAGAACUCCGACGUUGACUCAGAAUGUCGCCGUGAGGGCAGGUGCGACUCCCUUUAA